AUGCUGACGGGGGUUGACCCUGAACGCUCCUAUCCAAGAGAAGAUCAGGAGAGCGCGAGGCGCCUUCUUUUUGAUCAAGGAUCUUCUUAUGAAAAUAGAGACGCAGCGGCAUUGAGGUUUCCCGUCACGCACGGGGGUCUCAAGGAUGUGGCCAACUUGAUCAGGGCGAGGUUGCAUUUGUCCAAUGGGGCUCCGCAACUGGGGGGCGGCAUUCCAGAGGCAGUCCCACCAUCCGGCAGGUACAUUGGCAAAUAUGAGGAGCGGGGAGAGGUAAAGUUGGUCAACUACGAUCUGGAAUUUUGGAAAAAUGGAUCAGUGUGUGGGAGCUGCUCGGAUGAUGAUGGAUCUUUCCAGGUGAAAGGUGUGUUCGACACGAAAUCCGAGAUUUACCGAUGGGGUGAGACGAUGACAGGAGCAAGCUACACCAAAUGGGAGAAUUCGCCUUCACUUUAUGAGUCAGCCGUCGUUUCUGGUGAGCGUAUCUGCACUUCGAUUCAUCGCAAUUUACAGCGACAAUCAAAUGUACGUAACCAUUUGUUAGAAAGAGCUUAA
Ostreobium quekettii is the source of this 552-nucleotide messenger RNA. Lineage: Eukaryota; Viridiplantae; Chlorophyta; Ulvophyceae; Bryopsidales; Ostreobiaceae. The record is from the annotation of a GenBank genome assembly.